Molecule: messenger RNA, 906 nt
Organism: Monopterus albus (swamp eel)
Lineage: Eukaryota; Metazoa; Chordata; Actinopteri; Synbranchiformes; Synbranchidae
Product: cystatin-like
Exons: 3
Coding region: 84-500 (138 amino acids)
Cellular component (GO): vesicle; cytoplasm
Molecular function (GO): cysteine-type endopeptidase inhibitor activity
Source: RefSeq, a predicted model, not a curated record
GUGACGUCGCUGUUUAUAUAACAGAGGAGGAAGUAGAAGAUCUUUGUUGUUUUGAGGUCAUUUUCUACGUUAACAGAAGAAAAAUGUGGAAGAUUGUCUUUAUCGCCUUUGCGACGGCGUUCGCCGUCAGGAUGGGUGAUACGGUAGGGGCGCCCCAGGUCCACUUGGGUGGCUUGGUAGGGGCGCCCCAGGACACAAAUCCCAACGAUGACAUGGCGCAGCAAGCCCUGAACUUCGCCGUCGACGAACACAACAGGAGAACCAACGACCUGUACCUUAGCCGAGUGUCAAGAGUGAUCAGUCUUAAGAGUCAGGUAGUUGCUGGCAUUAAGUACUUCUUUACAGUGGAAAUGGGAAAGACCCCAUGCAGAAAGAACCAAGAAACUGGAACGUGUGCCAUUAACAAAAACCCGAAAAGGGCUCAGCUUUACCAGUGCAUGUUUACCGUGUGGUCCCGGCCAUGGAUGCCAGACAUCCAGGUUUUGAAAGAGGAAUGCUAGAAAGGGGAAUCGUAGACAGAGGACAGCGUGGGAAUUUUCCAGUGCUGGCAUUGUUUGCGAAAUAGCAUUCACACUAAGAAAUGACCAUUUUCUUCUAGAUGAACCACAAAAAUAUCAAGAUUAGCAUUUUCUGCUGUCUUUUCCUAUUUCUCUAGCUAGAUUUGCUUAACAGUUUCACUUUUCAGAAUAAUCUGUAUUGCAGUGUUAAAGUUCAUAAACAAUGUAUUUGUCUUGGUAAUUGUUAGGACUUUAGUUUUACAUUUCUGUUAUGCCUUUGUCACCCCCUUACUAUAUAUAAUAUAUAUAUAUAUAGUUCAUUUGUUUUUCUUCAUUAUAAUACAUGUAGCCUAUGCAAUAAAUUUGUAAAUUUUCCCCUACAUUGUAGGUUAAAGGUUCAAUAAAGAAA